UCCGCUCGUCUCCACUCUUUUAUUUACUCACUCUCAUCUAAGAUGGCUGUUCGGAGCUCCUGAGUCCCCCGAGCGUAGCGACCGAGGAUGCUUGCGCCUCCAGAAUCAACUUUUACCCGGCCAUCCCUUCACAUACGCACCCCGUAAGGUGCGGAGGGUACUCUAGCAUCGGUACAGCCUCCGAAAGCCCCUCGAAUCCGGCUUGAAGCUCUUUAAAUCAAGUUGUUUGGCGAAGUCAAGCCCCGCCACUGAUAGUGAGUGAGUGAGUGUCCAGGAGCGCUGAACAUCCAAAUGGCCGAACCGAGAAAAGUGCAGUUUGUCACCCUGUCGGCCCUAGCCGGCGGUCCGGGCGCGGAUAGCAGGAGACGGCGGCUGGAGGAGGACGGGGCCGCCGAGAUGAGUUUUGACAGAGAGGGCAGGAUGAAGAUGAUGGGGACCGGGGUGACGACAGCGGGUGACCGCGGGGGCUUGAUCGGGAAGAGAGACAGCGAGGAGCCCAAAGGGAAGACCGUGCGCCUCAACCUGUGUCUGUCCGAGCCCAGCGAGCAGUGCUCGGCCGAGUUCAACUACAGCGAGCUCAUCCAGUCUCAACAGCCCAAGAAGAAUCCACCAUGUUCAAAGUCUUCCCUGGACCCCAAUGAUCCCUUUAACGAUGACGAGAAGGAACGUCUGCAGGUCGAAGCCCUGGCCAAAAAGUUCGAAAGCAAAUACGGUAAUGCAGGGAAAAAGAGGCGGAAAGAUCGGAUGCAGGAUUUGAUUGACAUUGGCUUCGGCUAUGAUGAGAGUGACCCCUUCAUAGACAACUCGGAAGCAUAUGAUGAGCUUGUACCAGCCUCCCUGACCACCAAGCUUGGCGGAUUCUACAUUAAUACGGGUACUUUGCAGUUUCGAGCUGCCUCUGAAUCUGAGGGAGAGGACAAAGCGAAAGAUGAAAAACCCAGGAUAAGAGAUGGAGAAGAACCACUGAUGAAAAGGAGGAAGAAGAAAGAUGUAGCCGGUAUAGAGGAGAAAAAACCCAGGAAGAACAAAGUAGCAAAACAAGGACUGGCUGGUCUCAGCCUUCAUCGUCCUGAAAAAAAGAAGAGGAAGAAACUGAUGAAGGAUUCUCUCUGUCUGGCUGCAAUGCUCCGCCGCUUCACUCGAGAGAAGGAAGAGAUUCGGAAACAGGACGUCAGCGGCUCUCAUCUGGGUCUCACCAGCACUCCCAACUCCAACAACCUACUGCAGAACUCUCAUUUGCACAUUGGCCACACCAACCACACUGACCUCUCGCUCGCUGACCUGACUGCUGAGCCCGCCAUGAUGUCAUUGCUCAGUUCGGCCAAUGAGAGCGAGCUUCAGGAUAUCAUGCGUGACUUGGACUUCAGUUCAUUAGACGCAGCGCCCCAGAUUCCCUCAUCAGGCAGGGAGAACGGACAGGUUGGCUUGGGUUCAUCAUUGGGGAACAAAAUUGGAGUAGGGGGGCUGAAUCGAGGGCAGGCCGGGGUUGUGUCUUUUCCAACUCUUCCCAAUGGACUUCCAGCCCCUUUGAUCAAGCGCAUAGAGGACCUACGAGCCGCAUCGAGGCAAUUUGAUCAAGAGGGCAGAAAGAAAUUCUUCACUCUGGAUAUGAAUAAUAUCUUGCUGGAUAUUGAGCUGCAGGUUCAGGAGCAGCCCGACCACGUGCGUUCAGAGGUUUACUCUCAUCUAGAGGCCUUUGUGCCCUGUAACAAGGAGGCGCUACUCAAACGACUCAAGAAACUCAGCCUCAACAUACAGGAUGACAGUCUCCGCACACCCUUGUUAAAGCUCAAACUGGCUGUGUGCAGCGUGAUGCCAGAGCAGAUCGCCAGAUAUAACAUGGACUGCAUGGCAAAAGUUGCAGCCAAGCAGCAGAUAGAAGAUGGAGAGAAGAACGGAUCAGAGGAUGACGAUGAGGAGAAACCAGGGAAGAGGGUGAUGGGACCAAGGAAGAAGUUCAUAUGGGAUGACAAACUCAGGACUCUGUUGUGUAACCUUGUGCGUGUGAAGCUGAGCUGUUACCAGUUGGAGCAGUGCUCUCUGUCUGUGGAGGACUAUCUCAAAGCCUUCAUGGAGAAUGAAGUCAAGCCCCUGUGGCCCAAAGGCUGGAUGCAAACCAGGAUGCUUUUUAAGGAGAGUCGUGCGGUACACGGACACCUCACCGGCCUAGGCAAGAAAAGGAUUGUUCCAACCGCAAAAGCUGCCAAAAUGACGGAUAUGGUCUGGACACAAAGACCUGCUCCAGGUGUUGGAUCCACCUCAGCCUCACCUGCCUUACCUGCAUGCAGACCUUCAUCCCCGUCUGAGCCCAUCUGCCUCUCAGAUUCACUGGAUGAGGAUCUGGCAGCCAACUCUCUGGACUCCAUCUCCCAAGCUCUCGCUCUCCUCAGUAAUGCAGCCAAGGGCCUGACGCCCAACAACGGCAUCGCCGCUUCCUCUGCUCCCAGUGUCCCCGGAUCUUCAUCAGGAGUCGCCCACUACUCUUCUCCUCUCUCACAUUCCACCCUUUCAGCAAAAAUGGAGCCUUCUGGUAUCCCUCUGGGUAAUAUGAGCAGUAUAUCUACCUCUCCUUCCCUCUCCAUCUCUUCUCCAUCAUCUUCCAUGCGAGGCGACAACUUUGGGAUCCUAAAAGAUGGCGGGGCCUUGCAAAGACUCUCGGGGACACAGACUCACAGAGCUGGCGUUUCAGGAAUGAGCACGGUGCAGUCCACAAAACCCCGUCCACCCCCUACUGCCUCACCCCUCUUGCCUCCACAGCAGAGGUCAUAUGGGACAAUGGGAGUGAAGAUGGUCCAGACUCCACCCCUAGUGAAAAACUGUGCAAAUAAAUCCACUACUGGUGGCAAUACUGUAGUUUCCCAGCCACGUGUGAACACUAUUCCCUCACAGCAGUCUCCUACUCCUCCUCCAACCACGUCAUCUCCUUCUACCCUGCUGGCACAGGUUAAGACCAUCCCACACAACCAGUCGAACUUCAUCACGCCAAUGCAGGCCACUCUUACUAAGUCUUCCCACAGUAGCAACUCUCCCAUCAUUAAACUCACGCCGCGACCCCCUGCUCCUACUCCUCCUCCAUCUUCUUCACCCUCGCCUUCAUCAUCCCCUUCUCUUACUCAUCCCAGACCCCAAAUGAUCCCCAGCUCACACCAGUUCAGCCCCAAGAGCCCUGCUUUCAGACCUCCCUUCACCACGCAAGCUGCCGGAGUCACAUCUGCGGUCAAAUCCAUUUCAGGACAAGCUAGUUACAGUUUCGCAGGUGGACACAAAUCCGCCAGUCCCCCCGUUGGUGGAGCUAGCAUCACCAACACCACCCCAAUGGCUGUGCCCCUGUCUGCUGGGUGCAAGGAAGGUAGUCCCUCCCCUUCGGCACCACCAGCCAAUCACAACCAGCGGCAGAGGCAGGUGGGAGGGGCUUUCCAGGGUGCUAAAUCUUCAACAAGUCGGGCAUCAGCCAUGACCCUGCCCUCUCCACCGGUCUCCUCUCAUCUGUCACAGGGGUCUCCGUCUUCUGGAAGUAACCUGUUAGGCUCUGUGCCCCCUUCACUCCCCCUGGGUUUCGGGAUGCUUGGGGGUCUAGUGCCUGUUUCUCUCCCCUUCCAGUUCCCGUCGCUCCUCAACUUCAGCCCUACGGGCCCCGGAGUCCCCGGCUGCAGUAACAUGGGCUCUUCAUCCGCCCCCAACUCAGGAUACACACUGGCACAGAAUCUGUUUAAGAGUCUUCAGCCAGGGUCUCAGGUUGCUCUACCUCCUCACUUGCAGCUUGCUUUCUCAGAUGCAAACCAAAGUCAGGGGGGAGACACGAAGAGGAAAUCCCACUGACCUCCACCAGAAUGUAGAUGUCUUCAGCUGCUGGGAUCAGAUGAGGUGGUGGUCGGACACUGUACUGCGCAUUCAUCAAGCCCCCUUCAGUUAACACCAUUCUGCUUUGAAUCCAUCAGGAGGAUUGGAGUGAGCUGCUGCAUUUGAAUUCGAUUUUGUUCGUCAACAUGUUUACACGAGACCUUAAUCACUGUGGACUUUGAGCUAGAGGAGGAAGAGGAGGAGUACGAAACAAAGCAACGUAACUUCUAUUUAAGUUAAAGUUGGCUGGAAACCUGUGUUUAUUUUCUUAAUAGAUCUUUUGUUAACUCCUAAAGGGACGCGCUAGUACGACCGGUUCCUUCUCCAGACUGUUAGAAUAGUAGCUGUUGGGUAAAUUAUUGAUCAUGUUUUCCACAGGGACAUAUUAUGACGUGUCGGUAGAAUAAAAUGGGUAUGUAUAUAUAAAGUAUACAUGAAUACGAUGUGCUCGACUUUUCUUUUGGAAGCUGGUGUGUAUGACGUUCCUCAUGUCUUGCUGUCUUUGGUGCUGCGUGCGUAUCUCACUGGACCUUGUGAAAGAUUCUUUUACAGAUGAAUGAGUGACGUGUGAAAGCUUUUCAGAGAUAAUAAAUUAUGAUGAUUAUAGCCUACUUGAACUUUUAGUUUUGCUUAAUAAUAAGAAUAAUAUAUCAGUACAGAAACUCCCAAGACUUUCAAUAAGACGCCUUAGUUUGUACGUUUAACUAUGCAGGACUGUAAAUGCUUCAAUGCAAUGUAAGCUAGAGCUCCACUUUUAGCUGCGUUUGUGUGGAGAUUAAUGUGUGUGUGUGUGUGGAGGUUUUUGUUCUGUCUGGUCCCUUCUUCCCCAAUACCUCACUGGACAGCUAGAUCUUCCUUCUGCAUCUCAUCAUCACUAAUCAUGUCCAGCACUGCUCAUCUGCAUCUUCUGACUGUUUCAAUGGCACCAAAGAUGACGGCGGCGUUUGCUCUGUGUGGACAAGCAACAGGUCAGGUGUCUGUAUGUGCUCGUUGUGUUUGUGUGUGUGAGAUCUCUGCUCGUCUCUCUCUGUGGUUAUCUUGUGAUGGACAGACUUUUCAAAUGGAGUUUUCUAUAUUUGCUUUAUUUUAUUGGUAAAGAAGCGCUCUAUUGGAGCGGGCAGGAUUUCCCCUUGAAUUGAUUUAUGGGUAGAUUAUUUUUGUCUUGAUCCUGGAAUUAUAAUGCUGUCAUUUUUGUUUCGAGUACAAGCUCUAAAGAUUAAUUCAAUAAAAAAAGGUUUUAAAACAG
Messenger RNA from Danio aesculapii, 5086 nucleotides. It is a transcript of the gene ubn2a, whose product is annotated as ubinuclein 2a. The record is from RefSeq and is a predicted model, not a curated record. Gene Ontology annotation, cellular component: nucleus. Lineage: Eukaryota; Metazoa; Chordata; Actinopteri; Cypriniformes; Danionidae. Bases 292 to 3819 code for a protein of 1175 amino acids. The transcript has 17 exons.